This is a messenger RNA of Salvia miltiorrhiza (redroot sage), 2096 nucleotides long. RefSeq lists its product as uncharacterized. The transcript is spliced from 3 exons. The coding region runs from base 1 to 693 and encodes 230 amino acids. The record is from RefSeq and is a predicted model, not a curated record. NCBI's taxonomy places the organism in Eukaryota, Viridiplantae, Streptophyta, Magnoliopsida, Lamiales, Lamiaceae.
AUGAGCAGUUUGAAGGUUCAGUUGCAAAGCAUGUCUGACCUUGAGGAUGAAGUCUCAGUCUUAAAAAGCAAGCUCAAAGAAUUCAAGCUCGAUAAGGGAAAACUGGAGCUCGCGUUGCAUGCUAUUUCAGGGGAUUAUGAGGAACUGAAGGCGGAGAAGAUUUCAUUGUCUGAGAAAAUCUCCUUCUUUGAGGAUGCCAUGUCUGAGUUGGAGGAACACAAAAGGAACAAGUCAUACCUAGAAGAAAAGCUUCAGCAAAUGGAAAAGGAUUUGAGUGAAAAAGAGAUUAUAUGCAUCCAAAAUGAGGAUCUUAAACACGAGGUGACUGAGAUGAAAAGAUUGAACGUGCAGUUUCAGCAGAAGAUGUACGGACUCGAGGUGGAGAAAGACGAGUGCUUGAAGAAAGUGCAAGCCCUUGAAGAUAAUCUAAAACUGAUGGAGGAGAGAAAUAACCUUCACAAUGAGGGAGCUCAUAAUCUCGAGAAUGGAUUUGCUGAGAGGCAGAAAAAGAAUGGUGCUGUGGUGGCAAGAGAGAGGUAUGAAAGAACAAAGUCGUCACUGGAGACAGAGCUACGGGACCUGAGGGAGCGCUACCUAGAGAUGAGUCUUAAGUACGCGGAAGUGGAGGGCCAACGUGAGGAUCUUGUCAUGAAGCUUAGAGCAACCAGGACUGGAAACAGGUGGUUCUCAUGACUUCCCUACCUAUAUGUACAAGUAUGCAACAACUUCUCAUCAGUCUUAGUAUUGCUCUUUUCUCUUAACUUGUUAAUUAAGUAGUAAAUGCACCAGCAAAUCUGCUUCUGCAUAUUAGGACUAAUAAGCUAUGCUGUCACAGAGAGGUGUAUUGUAUACACAUCACAGACACAGAAUAAAUGAUCUAGCAAGUUGCACCUUCAAGAACCUGUUUCCUUUUGUUUCUACACAUGUAAUUUGUUCUACAUUGAUCACUGUAAAAUCAGGUACUUAACCAAGAUUAAGUUAACAACUUCUAACUUUUAACUUGUAAAAUCAGUAUAAUUAUUUAAAAUAAAUGUGAUGGAUCACAUAAGUCUUAUGCGCUUGAUGAUAGAUCACCUAGCCUUUUAAUUAAAUAAAACAAGGAAAGUCAACUUUAUAUGCCAUUGGUUCUGACUAAUCUACAACUAAUUAAAGGCCAAAAUCUGUUUGCUUUAAGAAGUAAGUAGUAAUCAAUGAAGCAUAAAAGAAUAAUCCGAUUCUCAGCUUAUGUCACUAGCCAUGAACUUGAAAUCUCAGUCAGAUCAAAACGGAAAGAAAAAGAAAACGCGAUAUAUAUUAUAUACAUAUAUGUAUAUAGUACAAGACUCACUAAGCUAUGCAGUACAAUAAACACAACCCCUUAUAACGCCCCAUAUAUAUAAAAUAUAAAUAUUAAAUGAAAAGUGGUGGUGACAUACUUCUUCAGCCUUUAAUCCGCUGUUAAACAAAGAAAAAAAAAAAAAAGAAAAGUAAAAAAGGAAAGGAAAGGCAGUGCAUGUACGGCAGCAGGAAAUUGAUCAAAGUGAGCAACAUUAAUAAAAUAAGUGGGAAAUUAAUAAGAGAAUUAGAUUACAAGUGUGUGUGUGUGUGUGAAUAUUGAGAUGCCAACAUAAUGGCAUAUCCGAUGGAAGAUACCUCAAAUCACUUCCUUUUUGAAAAAGGUAGUUAGUCACACCUCGUUCUUUUAUUGCUCCCACGACCUCAUUCCCAAUCCCUCUUCCUUAUAACACGCACACCAACUUUCUUCAUCAAACUCUCUUAAUCUUCGCCCACCACCACCAUGGCCGCCGCCGAGGUCGAAUCGCCUGCCGCGGCGGAGAGGGAGAAGCUGCAUGGAUCAUGGACGGCCGGGCCGGGCCGGGCUUGAUUGAAUGUGGUGGGCCUUCUUGUCUUAUAGGGCAACUUCUAUCCUUUGGCAUGUUCCAGUUUCCUGCUCUCUCUCUCUCUCUCUCUCUCGUGAGAGCCUUUAAUAUCGCUACUCCAAUCUCAAGGGUGAAGCAGAUUAUUAUAAUAAAUGUAUGCUGCUUUUUUCUUUGAAAUUAAAUUUGUAAUGCGCGCACAGUUCUAGGUUAAUGGAAAUAAUGUGUGCUCUUUGCUAA